Messenger RNA from Cicer arietinum (chickpea), 993 nucleotides. RefSeq lists its product as uncharacterized. Lineage: Eukaryota; Viridiplantae; Streptophyta; Magnoliopsida; Fabales; Fabaceae. The record is from RefSeq and is a predicted model, not a curated record.
AUUCUCGUGACACCAAUAUAUAUUGGUGAUAUCUAAGCUAGUUGUGCUAUUUGUAGACCCUAAAAAAUAAAACCAUGGAGGACAACAUGAUUAAAAUCCAAGACUGCAAUGAAGAGGAUGGUCCAUACAUAGAAAUAGAACUUGACCAUGCUGUUAGCACCAAAAUUCACAAUGAUUAUGAUGACAACAAGAACAAUUGUAUAGAUGAUGAAUACAAAUUGCGCAUUUCAAUUUCAUCAACGAUUUCAGUUUCCCUCCAAAAAGAGAGUAUAAGUGAUGAAAUUGGAGCUUCCCAGGCAACAUGUGUGAGUGUGAUCCCUUAUGACAAUGUCAAUGUACUAUAUGCUAGGAAACAACCAAGCAUGACAACAACAACAAAUGGAAUUAUGAUGAAAUUAUUGAUCAAGUUCCGAGGAUUAAAAAUCAGAUCACUAUUUGCAUCACUAAUAAAACCAAGACAAAACAACAUAAGCAAAAAGUCAAUAACCUUUUUUGAAUGUUAUCAAAAGGGAUUGGUGAACCCCUCAAAUGGAAGUAAUAGCAAACAUUGGAAUAUGGAGAAUGAUAGCAUAUGUGGAUCUUUGAGAAAAAGUAAAAAAUUGAGUAGGGUGAUGGAGAUGGAUUUGGGAGGUAUAUUAAAUGGCAUGGGAGUGAGCAGAAGAUCAAAAACAAGAACAUGUAACACUAACAACUCACCAAUUCAUGAAGGAUUUUGUAAAGAGAACUCUAUUCAAGCAGCUAUUGCAUAUUGUAAAACUUCAUUUGGUCAAACAGCUGAUUUCACUUUUACAAGUUCAAUUAGCUCUACUCCUUAGAGCCUGCAAUUUUGGCCCGCCCCACUGGCCCGGUAUUUUAUAUUGGACUCUGUAUUAUAGGCUCAAAAAUAAGUGGGCCAUCUUGUCUCCCACGGUUGGCCCAUUGGGCUUCUAGGCCAAAAUUUUAUGUACUUUUUAAAAAAUAAUAAGUAUUAUACCUUGCACCUCCGCACCUAAA